AUGCGGUGGGACAGCAGCCGGCUGCUGGGGGCCCGGCGCCCGGGCUACGGGACGCUGCAGCCGGACACGGACCCGACCCGAAUGGUAGUGAUUCCCAGUGAUUCCCAGGGGUUCCCUCUCCUCCAGGAGGUCACGGGCUACCAGCGCAGGACGUGGCGGGUGCUGCUGUGCCAUGCGGGCUCCGUGCUGAGUGCAGGGCUGCUCCUGCUGCUCUUCCACUGGAAGCCGAGCCUGGAGGUGCAGGCCAAGUGCGAGCCCUGCGCCCUGGGCCAGGCAGACUGGGUCAUCAUCAGGGACCGUUUUGGACAGUGCUUCACCACCAAGGUGCUGACGGAGCCGCUGGGCGAGGCCGGCCUGGAGCACCUCCCCGGGGCCCAGCAGGACCGCAGCAGCAGCGUCACCGUCACAGUGCCAGAUGAGGACGAGAGCCGUGACACCGUCCAGCUCCACGACAAGGACGAGAAGAGCAUCCUGAGGUAUUACCUGUUCCAGGGAAUGCGCUACGUGUGGCUGGAGCGGCGGCAGGCCUUCUGCAGAGUCAGCGUCCUGGACGAGGGCUGGACCUGCGCAGAGCUGCACCUGAGCCGGGCCGGGCUGCACCAGCAGGAGCACAGCACCAGGAGGAAGAUCUACGGCCCCAACCUCAUCGAAGUGCCUGUCAAGUCCUACGCCAGGCUCCUGGUGGAGGAGGUGCUGAACCCCUUCUACAUGUUCCAAGUGCUCAGCAUGGUGCUGUGGGUGUGUGAUGCCUAUUACUACUACGCCGCCUGCAUCUUCCUCAUCUCCACGUUCUCGCUGGGGCUGUCCCUGUACGAGACACGCAAGCAAAGCACCACGCUGCGGAACAUGGCCAGGAUGUCCGUGGGGGUGCGGGUGCGGCGGCCCGGCGGAGAGGAGCUGGUGGUCAGCUCGGCAGAGCUGGUGCCUGGGGACUGUAUCCGUCUGCCCGCGGCUGGGGCGCUGCUGCCCUGUGACGCUGCGCUGCUGACUGGAGAGUGCAUGGUCAACGAGAGCCUGCUGACCGGGGAGAGCGUGCCGGUGAUGAAGACGCCGCUGCCGGCGGGCGGGCAGGCAGGCAGCACCACGUACUGCCCUGAGGAGCACAGGCGGCACACGCUGUUCUGCGGGACACAGCUCAUCCAGGCCAAGGCCUACGCGGGGAGUGAGGUGCUCGCCGUGGUCACCCGCACAGGGUUCUGCACGGCCAAGGGGGACCUCAUCAGCUCCAUCCUCUACCCCAAACCUGUGAGCUUCAAGUUUUACAAGGACGCUGUGAAGUUCGUGCUGUUCCUCGCCAUCCUGGCUCUCAUCGGCACCUUGUACAGCAUCCUCAUCCUGGUUAGGAAUCAGGUCCCGGUGGGACAGAUCAUCAUCCGCGCCCUGGACCUGGUCACCGUCAUCGUGCCACCAGCACUGCCAGCUGCCAUGACCGUGGGCACCAUCUACGCCCAGAACCGGCUGAAGAAACAAGGAAUCUUCUGCAUCAGCCCGCCCCGGAUCAACCUGUGCGGGAAGCUCCGCCUGGUGUGCUUCGACAAGACCGGCACGCUGACCCAGGAGGGGCUGGACGUGUGGGGCGUGGUGCCCCUGGAGCAGCAGCGCUUCCUGCCCCUGGUGCAUGAGCCCCGCUGCCUCCCCGCCGGAGCCCUGCUCUACGCCCUGGCCACGUGCCACACGGUGUCACCGCUGCGGGGACAGCUCGUCGGGGACCCCGUGGACCUCAAAAUGCUGGAAUCCACUGGCUGGCGCCUGGAGAUGAUGGAGGAAGAGGAGGAGGAAGGGGAGCUCCCAGCCUUCCAGCAGUUCGAGAUGAAGGUCUUGGCUGUGGUGAAACCUCCGCCAGAGGAGGAGCAGCCUCGCGACAGGAGGCACCAGGCCCCCGUAGGGAUCCUGCGGCGUUUUCCCUUCUCCUCCUCCCUCCAGAGGAUGAGUGUCCUGGUCAAGCUGCCUGGGGAAGCCUCGGCCCACGCCUAUGUCAAGGGAGCUCCAGAGAUGGUGGCCAGUCUGUGCAGGAAGGAAACUGUGCCCCCGGAUUUCUCCCAGAUGCUCCGGCACUACACCACCGACGGCUUCCGGGUCCUGGCUCUGGCCUGCAAAGCCCUGGGCUCGGUGGCCACCUUUGAGGAGGCCCUGCAGCUCCCCAGGGACUCAGUGGAGAGCAGCCUGAACUUCCUGGGGUUCCUGGUGAUGAAGAAUGUCCUGAAGCCGGAGUCUGCUCCAGUGAUCCAGCUGCUGCGGAGCGCCAACAUCCGCCCCGUCAUGGUCACAGGGGACAACAUGCUGACAGCCCUGAACGUGGCGCGGGGGUGCCGCAUGGUGGAGCCCAGGGAGCGCGUGAUCUUCGUCACUGCCUCGCCGCCUGGCCACGACAAACCCGCCGCCCUCAAGUUCGUCCUGGCCGAGCACUCCCAGGGCGAGGAGCAGCCUGAGGGCCUGCAGCAGCAGGACAGCUCCUCCCUCCCAGCCCGGCACUGCCACUUGGCCCUGAACGGGAAAUCCUUCCAGGUGGUGUGUGAGCACUUCUCCGACCUCCUGCCCCGGAUCCUGCUCCGGGCCACCGUGUUUGCCCGCAUGCUGCCUGAGCAGAAGACCCAGCUGGUGAGCAGCCUGCAGGAGCUCAAUUACUGUGUGGGGAUGUGCGGGGAUGGUGCCAAUGACUGCGGGGCGCUGCGGGCGGCCGAUGUCGGCAUCUCCCUGUCCGAGGCCGAGGCGUCGGUGGCCUCGCCCUUCACCUCCCGCGUGGCCACCAUCGAGUGCGUGCCCAGGGUGAUCCGGGAGGGCCGGUGCUCCUUGGUCACCUCCUUCGGGGUCUUCAAGUACAUGGCCCUGUACAGCCUGGUCCAGUUCGUGUCCGUGCUCCUGCUCUACACCAUCAACACCAACCUGAGUGAUUUCCAGUUCCUGUUCUUCGACCUGGUCAUCACCACCACAGUGGCCGUGCUGAUGGGUCGCACGGGGCCGGCACCAGCACUGGGCGUGCAGCGGCCGCAGGGAGCCCUGAUCAGCGCGCUGGUGCUGGGCAGCCUCCUGCUGCAGACAGCCCUGCUCAUCGCCGUGCAGGUCCUCAGCUACUUCAUCACUGUCUCACAGAGCUGGUACAUCCCCCUGAACAGCACGGUGACAGCGCCCCAGAACCUGCCCAACUACGAGAACACCGUCCUGUUCUGCGUCAGCGGCUUCCAGUACCUCAUCCUGGCCGUGGCCAUGUCCAAGGGUUACCCCUUCCGUGAGCCACUCUACACCAACGUGCUCUUCCUGCUUGUCCUUGUCCUGCUCUUUGGCCUGAUGAUCUGGCUCACCCUGUACCCGCUGGGCUUUCCCAAAUCCCUACUGAAGCUUCAGCCCAUCGAGGAUUUCAAUUUCAAGCUGCUCCUCUUGGGCAUCGCUGCCCUCAACUUCUUCGCUGCCUUCGUGCUGGAGACCGCCCUGGAUCACGGCUUGCUCAGCUGCUUCCGAAGGCUGCGCCAGAAAAAAGCCUCCAAGAAGCUUUUCAAGAGGCUGGAGAAGGAGCUGAGCCAGCAGCAGCCGUCCUGGCCGCCCCUGGACCAGCCCCUGUUUGCCACACCCAGGAUGUCCCUGGCCAUGAGAUAGCAGUGCCAGCUGUGCCCUCUGCCCCAGCCCUCGGACGCUUCCUUAAUUUAUUUAUCCCGGAAAAAGCAGGGGUGCAGUGGGCGGGAUCCCUCGGCAUCACAGAUGUGAAUCCCACAGCCAUGGUGACCCCAUUGCCACGGUGAUCCCACAGCCACGGUGAUCCCAUGGUCACCCUUAUCCCAUGGCCAUACUGAUCCCACAGCCACGGUGAUCCUACAGCCACGGUGAUCCCAUGGUCACCCUUAUCCCAUGGCCGUACUGAUCCCACAGCCACGGUGAUCCCAUGGUCACACUGAUCCUGUGGCCAUGUUGAUCCUGUUCCCACACUGAUCCCAUGGCCACACUGAUCCUGUGGCCACACUGAUCCUACAGCCACGUUGAUCCCAUGGCCACGGUGAACCCAUGGCCACACUGAUCAUGUGGCCAUGCUGAUUCUUUGGCCACAGCCCAGAGGAGCAGUGGUGGAGGAGGAAGGGGUGAGAAGAUUCUGAGGAAGAGGAGGAUCCAGCCCCGCUCUUCCUGCAGGAUUCCCCCAUUCCCACGCUGGCCACCGUGGCCAGUUGGGCCUCUCAUGGCCGGCCCAGGCUGCCAGGAAGGAGGUCCCUGAUGUUCCCAGCACCCCCAUCUGUGUCACUGUGAUCCCCAGUCCCCUCUAGAUGUGUAGGAAGUUUACAGUCCCCAUUCUCAGCUUGCCAAGGCUGCUGCUCCAUCCCCAGCGCCUGGGCCCCUUCUCCGCUUGGAAUGCUUGGGCAGAGCAACUCUGUUGUGGGAUGGGACCUCUGUAGCAUUAGAGACCCCAUAAAUUCUCUAUUUUUUAACUCUUUCCCCAACGCCUCAGGCCAUAUGAGCUGUCAGGAAGGCGACAGCUCCGCUCGCGGGUUGCGGCCGGGGCUGUCACGGGUCUGGCCCAAUAAAUUAACUCUUAUUUUCUUGGC
Sturnus vulgaris (Common starling) is the source of this 4526-nucleotide messenger RNA. The record is from RefSeq and is a predicted model, not a curated record. Lineage: Eukaryota; Metazoa; Chordata; Aves; Passeriformes; Sturnidae.